AUGUCUGGUCGAAAGGGCUAUGACUUAUCCAACCUCUGCAUGGAAACUAGACCUCGUACUCGAGGACCUGUUCAUUUACAUCUUCAAGGACCAACUAUAUCCAACGACAAUGGCAAACCUUCGUCUGUAUCCCAGUCACCAUUCCUUUCUGAUUCUUCUAUUCCUUCCUCAUUCAACAACAAUGCUGCUGUGAAUAACAGCAAUGUUAGCAAUCAAUAUCCCAUCCAUCCUCAUACCAAUUCACACACUCCUUUAGAACAACAUCAUGUUUCUGGAGAGAAUCCCCAACAGCCUCUACGCUUAAGCCCUGGCUAUACUAAGACAUUUGGCCAAUACACACUCUACAAUCAACAGACCGGUCGCGGUUGGCGACGCGUGCCUAGAGGCACAGAUUGUACUUCCGAUCUGACUCAACACAAUCCAACACAUUCUAGUCAUAAGAGCGUCACCAACGGGAGCAGCAAGAUGGAAAAAGCGGUUGGCUCGGAUGUCAUUGCACUUGCCCACUCCCACAACAUCGCCGACACUAUGAAUCUUAGCACUCCUCUUGCAGGUUACAAGACCGAAGGUAUGCUUGACGCCGACAUUAACAAAGCAACAGAUGCUAACGUGAACCUAGCAAGCACCGGCACUAACAGAAGUGCAAGCCAGAACAUGGAGUUUGAUGUUAAUUCCCACAUCAACUUCGACAUAGAUUCCGCCGUCGCUGCUGCCAUGAAUAGUAGUAUUCAUGCUAGUCUGGGACAUAGUAAGGGCAUUACCAACCCCCCUUCCACUCACCACAAUGCCAGGGGACGGCUCCGACUUGACAGGCCAGCUAGAAGAGCCAGCAGGAAGAUACUGCGUUCCUCAUCACGGCGUGGCAUCACAUUGUCGCCGACUAUAGUAGGAGGGUUCCUAGCUCCACCAUCCACAUCACCAAGUCUUUUGCAUUCCCGCUCGUCGCGACUACCUAGUCACCCUGAAUCUAAUCUUCUUAGCCCCGCCAUCAGCUCAGCCUUGAACAAGGGCACGGCGGAUUCACACCCUGAUUCACCACCACCAAGGUCAACGCCACAGAUAACUCUGACUGCACCCUCAGAUGAUGAGGAUCAGACAAGUUUUCCAGUCACCAGGGAGUGAUGGGCUCACCUAGUCGCCGAUUCUCUAUUCUAUGUAAUCGUGCCGACUAAGACCUUGCAGAAAGACACAUACAAGAAGCUUGUCGCAAGAGGCGUCAACUCUGUCAUUCGGAUACCCGGAAUAGGCGACCCGGAGGGGUCAUUCCAUGUCCUGGGAGACAUGAAGACGUACAUGGACCAGAUCUGUCCAAUGCAUAUAGACAUAUCUACAUAACAGGGACGCUGCCCCUGUCUUUGCGUCACUCCGACAGAUGGUGGCCACCAAGCCGAGUUUCACUCAAUCCUUUCCAUAUCGAACACAUCAACUCACUAUGGAAGUCAAUUCAUAUUGGCCUUCAAGGCGACUCAUAGCAGCUCAUCGCCGAUGCGAAUCAUCCCAGGCUAAGCUCAGACAGCUUCUGCUUCAACCAAACGCCUACGGUUCUUCCUACAAUGGCCACCCCGGCACCUUCAUUCAUACUGUCGCGGCCUCCCUCCAAGUCUUAUUGACGACGAUGAAUUCAGCAACACUAGCCCUUGGAUUGACUACCUGGUGGUAGAUCUUCU
This is a messenger RNA of Annulohypoxylon truncatum, 1667 nucleotides long. RefSeq lists its product as uncharacterized. The coding region runs from base 1 to 1122 and encodes 373 amino acids. The record is from RefSeq and is a predicted model, not a curated record. Lineage: Eukaryota; Fungi; Ascomycota; Sordariomycetes; Xylariales; Hypoxylaceae. The transcript has a single exon.